AGCGUCGGGAGGGAUGGAUGACAGAAUGACAGCAGUGCGCUCGGAAUAAAUGCUCGCGUACCGGAGCGGAGUGGCAGGAGAGCACAGCUUCUCGCGCGCUGCGUGUUUAUACGGCGGCUCGCUCGGACGUGCCACGCGUCUUCUGAGCGGGACAUCAGGAGAAAAGUCUUAACCUUCCGUCGGAAUAUUGGCUAAGGGGGGCAACCACGCUGUUUGAGGCGAUAUUUGCAGCUUUUCAAAGUGGAGAGAUCUGACGCACAGCAAGACACAAUGCAGGAAUCUGAGCCCAGCGUGUGUCAGCUGCAGCCCAACAUCAUCUCAGUGCGCCUCUUAAAAAGAAAGAUCGGUGGGCUGGGCUUUCUGGUCAAACAACGUGUGUGCAAGCCGCCCGUCAUCAUCUCUGACCUCAUCCGUGGUGGGGCGGCAGAGGAAUGCGGGCUGGUUCAGGUCGGGGACAUCGUCCUGGCCGUCAACAACAAGCCUUUGGUGGACCUGAGCUACGAACGUGCGCUCGAGACCCUGAAGAACGUAUCGCCUGAGAGCCACGCCGUCCUCAUCCUCCGCGGACCCGAGGGUUUCACCACUCACCUGGAGACCACACUGAGCAGUGACGGGAAACCCAAAACGAUUCGGGUCACCAGGCCCGUUAUCCCCGCUCAGAGCAGGCCGUGUGAUCGAUGUUCGCCUCUCAGUCCCAACAUGACCAAAGAGCUCAGGGCCAUAGAGAACCUGUCCUCUUCCUCUACUCCCAGGAAAGACCCACGGGAGAGCAAACCCCUGAUUCCCCUGCUGGCCCAGGACUCUCUGCUCAGAGAAGGAGGCCAUUCAGCCCUUCUCCUCAACGGUGUGGAGGAAAACAACGACCUGCUGAAGGAGAUCGAGCCAGUGCUGAAGCUCAUCAAGAACAGCAAAAAAGAGAUCAAUGGAGAAGGUCAGAGAGCUAUAGAGAGGAAAGAUGUCGAAGUGCAGGUGGAGAGAGACCUUGGUGUGGGAAAUGGACAGAACGCCCAGCUGGCGUCGGAUAACGACAGAGUGUUUGAUGACCUCUGGAGAAAGGACAACAUGCCUACGGUGCUUAACAACCCUUACUCAGAGAGUGACAAGCCCCAGUCCCAUGAGAGAGGUUCCCCGACUAAGCCAGUGCAGAACGGAAGUCCCACCAAGUGUCCCAGAUUCAUGAAAGUGAAGAACUGGGAGACUGGAGCUUUAUACAAUGAUACUUUGCAUCUCAGCUCCAGCAAGGUGCCGAUCUGCACUGAGCAUGUUUGUAUAGGCUCUGUUAUGGCACCAAACCAGCACAGUCGCAAACCUGAUGAAGUCCGAAGAAAAGAGGAACUGCUACCGCUUGCGACAGAUUUCAUUGACCAGUACUACACAUCAAUCAAAAGAUGCGGCUCAAAAGCCCAUGUUGACCGGCUAGAAGAGGUUAAAAAAGAGAUAGAAACUUCUGGAACAUAUCAACUGAAGGACACAGAGCUAAUCUAUGGGGCCAAACAUGCAUGGAGAAAUGCAGCUCGCUGUGUGGGACGGAUCCAGUGGUCCAAAUUACAGGUGUUUGAUGCUCGAGACUGCACGACCGCUCAUGGAAUGUUUAAUUACAUCUGCAACCACAUCAAAUACGCCACCAACAAAGGAAACCUCAGAUCGGCUAUUACCAUCUUCCCCCAGAGGACAGACGGGAAGCAUGACUUUCGGGUUUGGAACAGCCAGUUGAUCCGGUACGCAGGCUACAAGCAGCCUGAUGGAUCAAUUCUCGGAGAUCCGGCCUCAGUGGAGCUUACGGAGAUCUGUAUACAGCAAGGAUGGAAAGCUCCAAAAAGCCGUUUUGAUGUUUUGCCCCUUCUCCUCCAAGCCAACGGGAAUGAUCCAGAGCUUUUUGAGAUUCCUGAUGAUCUUGUCCUUGAGAUUCCCAUCAUACAUCCAAAGUUAGAAUGGUUUAAGGAGCUGAAUCUAAAGUGGUACGGCCUUCCUGCUGUGUCUAACAUGCUGUUAGAGAUCGGGGGACUGGAGUUCACAGCCUGCCCCUUCAGCGGCUGGUAUAUGGGGACUGAGAUCGGCGUCAGAGACUUCUGCGACAGCUCUCGAUACAACAUACUUGAGGAAGUAGCUACAAUGAUGGGGCUGGACACGAGAAAGACUUCAUCCCUGUGGAAGGACCAGGCUCUGGUGGAGAUCAACAUCGCAGUCCUUUAUAGUUUCCAGAUGUCAAAGGUUACCAUAGUAGACCAUCACUCAGCCACUGAGUCCUUCAUGAAGCACAUGGAGAAUGAGUACAGAGUGAGGGGAGGCUGCCCAGGUGACUGGGUUUGGAUAGUGCCGCCCAUGUCAGGCAGCAUUACACCAGUUUUCCACCAGGAAAUGCUCAACUAUCGCCUCACACCUUCUUUUGAGUACCAGCCUGACCCAUGGAACACUCACGUGUGGAAAGGGGUGAAUGGGACGCCCACAAAGAAAAGAGCAAUUGGAUUCAAGAAACUUGCCAAGGCUGUGAAAUUCUCCGCCAAACUCAUGGGACAAGCCAUGGCUAAAAGAGUCAAAGCCACCAUCUUGUUCGCCACAGAAACUGGGAAGUCGCAGGACUAUGCAAAAACGCUCUGUGAGAUUUUCAAGCAUGCGUUUGAUGCCAAGGUGACGUCUAUGGAUGAAUAUGACACCGUCGACUUGGAGCACGAGACGCUUGUGUUAGUGGUGACAAGUACGUUCGGCAACGGGGACCCUCCCGAAAACGGAGAGAAAUUUGGUGCGGCACUGAUGGAGAUGAGACAUCCCACCACCAGCGUAGAGGACAGAAAGACGUACAAGGUGCGCUUUAACAGCGUCUCUUCAUAUUCUGAUACACGCAAAUCCUCCAGCGACGAACCUGAAUCCAAAGCCAACUUCGAGAGCACUGGGCCACUUGCUAACGUCAGAUUCUCUGUGUUUGGCCUUGGCUCUCGGGCAUACCCACACUUCUGUGCGUUUGCCCACGCAGUGGACACACUGUUCGAAGAGCUCGGUGGGGAACGAAUCCUGCGCAUGGGAGAGGGAGAUGAACUCUGCGGCCAAGAGGAAUCUUUCAGAACAUGGGCCAAGAAGGUCUUUAAGGCUGCAUGUGACGUUUUCUGUGUCGGUGACGAUGUUAAUAUUGAGAAAGCGAACGAUUCCUUGAUUAGCAACGAUCGUAGCUGGAAGAAAAGCAAGUUCCGGAUGACAUACACGGCGGAGGCACCGACACUAACCCAAGCGCUUUACAGCAUCCAUAAGAAGAAAGUUUACGGGGCCAAAUUUCUGAUAAGACAGAACCUACAAAGUGCCAGAUCGAACCGGUCGACUAUAUUUGUGCGUCUUGAUGCCAACAACCACGAGAGCCUGAAAUACCUGCCUGGUGACCAUUUAGGCGUUUUUCCUGGCAACAACGAAAUUUUAGUUACGACUCUCAUCGAAAAACUGGAGGACGCACCACCUGUCAAUCAAAUUGUGAAAGUGGAGUUCUUGGAAGAAAGAAACACAGCAUUGGGUGUGAUAAGCAACUGGACAGACGAGAGUCGUAUUCCGCCGUGUACCACCUAUCAGGCUUUCAAAUACUUCCUGGACAUAACUGCCCCUCCAAGUCCCCUGCUACUGCAACAGUUUGCUCCUCUAGCGACUAAUGAGAAACAGAGAAAGAGACUAGAGGUGCUCAGCAAGGGUUUGCAGGAGUAUGAGGAGUGGAAGUGGUUUAAUAACCCUACCAUAGUGGAGGUGUUGGAGGAGUUCCCAUCCCUCCAGAUCCCCUCCACCCUUCUCUUGACCCAGCUGCCCCUCCUACAGCCUCGAUACUACUCCAUCAGCUCCUCUCCGGACCUUCAUCCAGGAGAGAUACACCUCACUGUGGCGGUGGUGUCCUAUCGGCCCAGAGAUGGAGAAGGUCCUGUGCACCACGGAGUGUGUUCCUCCUGGCUCAACAGCUUGGAAGAAGGCGAUACGGUGCCGUGCUUUGUCAGAGGGGCCCCGACGUUCCGUAUGCCAAAAGACAGCCAGGUUCCGUGUAUUCUGAUUGGUCCAGGCACUGGAAUUGCUCCAUUCAGAAGCUUCUGGCAGCAGAGACUGUAUGAUAUUGAAAACAAAGGAAUCAAGGCAUGCCCCAUGAUCUUGGUUUUCGGUUGUCGGCAGUCACAGAUUGACCACAUUUACAAGGAAGAGACCAUCCAGGCCAAGAACAAGGAAGUGUUUAAAGAGCUUUACACCGCAUACUCCAGAGAGCCUGGGAGACCAAAGAAAUACGUCCAGGAUGUGCUUCGCGAGCAGCUGUCUGAAACAGUGUACAAAUAUCUGAGAGAAGAAGGAGGGCAUAUCUACGUCUGUGGAGAUGUCACCAUGGCCGGAGACGUACUGAAAACAGUCCAGCAGAUCUUUAAACUGCAUGGAAACAUGUCUCUGGAAGAUGCCGGCUUCUAUAUCAGCAAACUAAGGGACGAGAAUCGAUACCACGAGGACAUCUUCGGUGUAACCCUGCGCACUUAUGAGGUCACCAACCGUCUAAGGUCUGAGUCUAUUGCAUACAUCGAAGAGAGCAAGAAAGACACGGAUGAGGUAUUUUGCUCAUAGUCACAUUUUCCGUCUAUGUAUCGCUGAUUUUUUUGCCCAUGCUCUAAUCAGCCAACCAGAAGCAUGAUGGGACGCCAACCAUGAUUCGCGAAAACUGUGCCAAGUUUGUCCGUCAAAAGUUUAUUUCAUUUUUUUUUAAAUGGAAUAUAUAAUUUUCUUUGCUAGGUCUUGUUUGAUGUGCAUCUCUAUGAUCAAAAUCUGCAUUAACACAAGUACCUUUCACUUGAAUUUCUGAAUGCACUUUUUUAUGUGUCUUUAAGCUUCGUCCUGACUAAUGGGCUGCGUGCACUUAGACAUGGCCUGCCUUUUUUUUAAAGUGUAAGCAAGAUCAGUGGCUUUCCUCAUGUGCAACAUGCGUAGAUAUUGACUUCACUCUUAAAAGAUGGGACGUUUUCGGUUAGGAUAGCGAGUCUCGGGGUCUCUAUCCUUGCUAAAAAGAGAGGACAUGCUCGUAUUCACAAAAGGUGAAUCUCUUUUAAAAAAAAAAAAAAAAAAAAAAAAAAAAACUCACGUAGACCUCUUGAAGCGAUCCCAUUCACGCUGUCCUUGGCCUUAAAAGUGGGUUCAGAUCUCAUUUUGGUCCAUUUUUGUACUUUUUGAUUUUGACAGAAUCACAGCCAACCAUUAUAUUAAUUUUAUCAAUAAUUUGUUUUCUUUAUUUUCUUCUUUUUGUCUGCAUUAUAAUAUAUUAUUUAAUAUUGAACAUAAUGUGUUUUUUCAUUAAGGGUGAAACAAUUGGAAAAAUAGAAACACAAAACUUAAAAACACAUGGCACAAAAGGCAUGGAAGUUAUUUCUUUAUUUUUGUUUUUUAAAUUUUACCUUUUUUUUUUGCACGUGAGAAGUUAGUGGAUAACUGAGAAUGAAUUGACGUAUGUCAGACGAGUUAGACCUGUAAAAAACCUCUCUUCUAAAUGAAACACACACUGCUAUUUGACACCAAACUGGUUUCCAUGCAUCUAAACAAGCUGAAGAGUUAAAUAUCCUGUGUUUAAAUAUCCCCCGAGGCUAGUAUAUAACUGUCUUAUUAACAACUAGCCCUUAAUAUACAAUGAAUUUUAAUGGAAUUUCAGGAAAAAUAAACUGGUUAUUUUUGUUAUUAUUAUGUUCUGAUACACCGUUAAAAAACAACUUACUUUCUAAACUAAUUUAUUAAAUAAAAUACAACUGGUUUUAAAGAAGACUGAUUAUCUAGACUGUAUUAAAAGUUGUUAAGUCAGUUUUCUUCACUUAUAAGGCAAAUGACUUCUGAAUUCUAAUUAUGCGCACGUCAUUUCUGUAUUAAAACCCAUUUCAUGACUAGAAAAACCCUCAAUACAAAUAAAAGAGAUUUCAAUUUAGAAUUUCUUUUGUUCUUGAGUUAACUGAGCUUAUAAUUCAGAUUUUUCCUCAGAAUUCUGAGGAAAAAAAAUUUCCACCAUAGACUUUUUCACAAAUUUUCAGAAUAUUUCACACAAAAUAACAUACAGUGGCUUUAAGAUUAAUCAACCUAAGAUGAAAACACCUUUCAGUAUCUUUCAAUAUCCAUUUAUCUCGAGCCAACUGUGAGAAAAGACUGUCUAGGUUGGUUCUUUUAUGAAACAUCCUUGAAUCUCUGAUGAAACUGAAAAAGGUGAUGCACCUGCUUUGCUUUAUUAUGCGUCCUCCGCAUCCCUUUUUCCCAGUUUCUCUGAGACAUGGCUGUGACGACUCUUCUCUUUGACUCCAAACAGAGACCUGGAUCUCUUCUUUAGAUCGAAGAUCAACCGUCGUAGUUGUCGUUUCGUAUUAAAGGGUGACCGCUUGCAACACCGAGCAAAAAAAAUCAAUGCGUUGCGCAUAGUCCAUUUUUUGCAUGCAAUGCCUUUUCGAUGGCUUUGAAAGGACCUGUUUUCUGGCAACGAAUCCUUUAAGAAAAGUCACUGUUUUGCUUUUCGGAAAUGUACUUUCAGUUAAAACCUAGCUCGCUUCGGAUUUGCGUUUAAAAAAAACUUUUGAGUUAUGACUGGCCUCCGGCAUGAAAAAUAUUACAUGAGGUAAUUUGAUUUCGAGGGACUUUCUGCUUUCUGUUGUCUUUCUGUAGGAGAAUAUUCUUGUUGUAUGUACGCUGUUAACACUGAAUGUUUCCCUCCCCACGUUUGGGUUUUGCACCGUUCAAACUCUGUGAUGACAAAAAGUCGGGCAAAAAAAAAUCACACACAUGCAUAUAUCAAAACCAGUAAAUAUCUAAAUAUAUAAUAUGUAUGAGAAUUUUUUAAGAAUGUAUUUUGAUUAUGGGUAUUGAUUUGGUUUUGUCCCUCUGAGUUGCUUGUAAAAUAUGACGUGAAUAUAUGAUGUCUAAUUAGUUUGGGGGGGACCUGAAGCAUUAUUCUGAAUGCAUGAUGUUAUAGCGUCCUGUUUUCUCUUAACCUGCACUGUGUCCGUUUAACUGUUGUGAUCGCGUCCUUCCUCUGUGACUGGACGGAGAAGAAGCUUACGGGGGUUUUCUUUUUCCCUUUUUGUGUUUGUUCUUUGCUGCUGCUAAAAGAAACUGUUCCGAUCAAUUUCCGCUGUGAAUCUUCUUUUGUGGAACUUCGAACAUUGAAACAUUUGCCAUUUUAAUGCAUAUACUGCAAGAACUUUGCAUCUACUUAAUAAUAAAAACAUUUGUAUGUCAAGA
Molecule: messenger RNA, 7203 nt
Organism: Puntigrus tetrazona (Sumatra barb)
Lineage: Eukaryota; Metazoa; Chordata; Actinopteri; Cypriniformes; Cyprinidae
Gene: nos1
Product: nitric oxide synthase 1 (neuronal)
Exons: 29
Coding region: 271-4566 (1431 amino acids)
Biological process (GO): nitric oxide biosynthetic process
Molecular function (GO): calmodulin binding; heme binding; NADP binding
Source: RefSeq, a predicted model, not a curated record